ACUAGUCCAUGGGUUUUGCAUGGUUGCAUGAUAUGCAAAUGAGUUGAAAUAAGGCGAUCCAGCUGUGGGCCAGCCAGCCAGAAGCAUCGGUCAGCGCUGGGCUGCUGAGGACUGCCUGUCCAUCCAGAAGAAUGGAGAAGAACACGACAGCUUGUGAGAAAUGGCUGGGAGCAGAGGCAAUUCUAGAAAAGCACUUUCUUCCUGCCCUUUAUUCCAUCGAGUUUCUCAUUGGCAUCCUCGGGAACAUAGCUGUGGUCUUGGGCUACGUCUUCUGUCUGAAAAACUGGAAAAGUGGCAACAUCUACCUGUUCAAUCUCUCCCUUUCCGACCUGGCCUUUCUGUGUACGCUCCCCAUGUUGGUGAGAUGGUAUGCCAAUGGGAAGUGGACCUACGGGAACAUCCUAUGCAUGAGUAACAGAUACUUACUCCAUGCCAACUUGUAUACGAGCAUCCUUUUCCUUACAUUUAUCAGUAUUGACCGGUUCCUGCUGAUGAAAUAUCCCUUCCGAGAGCAUUUUCUGCAAAAGAAGGAAGUUUCUAUCUUUAUCUCAGUAGCCAUCUGGAUUUGGGUGACCCUUGAGCUUCUACCAAUCCUCCUUUUCAUUGAGCAGACCACAGUAAACAAUGGCACCACCUGUAAUGACUAUGCGAGUUCUGGAGAUCCCAAAUACAACCUCAUCUAUAGUAUGUGUCUGACCGGGCUGGGGUUCCUCCUUCCACUCUUUGUCAUGUGUUUCUUUUAUCUAAAAAUUGCCCUUUUCCUAAAGGAGAGAAGCAGGCAACUCACUACCGCACUCCCCCUUGAGAAGCCUCUCAACUUGGUCAUCAUGGCAGUGGUGAUAUUCUCAAUCAUCUUUACCCCCUACCACAUCAUGCGAAAUGUUAGGAUAGCUUCCCGCCUUGACAUCUGGAAGCAGAGCAAAUGCACGCAGGUCAUCAUCAACUCGUUCUACAUUCUGACCCGACCCUUGGCCUUUCUGAACAGUGUGAUCAACCCUCUUUUCUAUUUCCUGAUGGGGGAUCACUUUAGAGAUAUGAUGGUCAAUCAAGUGAGGGUCUUCUUCAAAUCCAUUAGAAGGUGACUCCUUCAGAGACAUGUGGAGCUCUCCUUUCUUUGGGGAAACAUUUUUGUUUCUCUGAUAGGUCACGUGGAUUGUUGGCUUGUUUUGUUGACUUCCAGGCUCAUCUAAGAUGGCUUUAGCUCUGUUCCCUGAAACACGGAUCAACUACCCUUAUGUCUCUCUAAAAUGGGGCCCAUCUUUUUUUUAAUACCGACAUACUUGUGGAAAUGUUAGACAGGUAUGAAUCAAGGAACUCUAUUGUCUCUGAAGAAAUGGAAUUACAGAUCACCGAUAGAGCAAUAGAGAGGCACAUGGUGGACGAUAGCUGAAUGCAACACAUCACGCUUGAGGAAUGAGGAAGGGAGAGUGACCUAUGAAUGUCAUCAUAGCAAUAAAUGAUGGGGAAAAGAAGACAAGGGGUUUCUCCUGUGGUGACAGCAAGGGGUAGAUGCCCCAUGGCCCUCAUUAGUAUCCUCAGAAAUCAAGAGAAAUUGACAAUGCCCUGUCCUCCCCACCUCUCCAGCACAUUGGGUCACCUCUCCGCAGAAAACUUAUGGGAAUCACAUAGGCCGUGCCGUCCAAUCUCUGUCGCUGGGUGGAACGGCCACAUUGGUGAGAUCACAGAUGCAUUGGAAGACUUGGGUCAAUGUGAAGAGAAAUGACGUCAUUAGGUGUAGAGAGAUGAGAGAGUGGACAGGUCGAACUGUGUGCUGUUUACAUUGUUUCCUCUGGUUAUUGUCAAAAGGAAUCGCAUGUGGACAAAGUCCCUCUUCCUACUCCGUGAGGAAAUUUGCCAGUAGAGAAAAACCACAUGAAGGUACUAAAUGCUACAGAUACUGAUAAAUCAAGAAAGAAAUAGAGUAUUAUGGAAGGGGGAGAAAAGGUUCUCCCCACCUCCAAAAUGCAUUUGUAUUUCUAAGGAUACACAUUAUAUGUUUAUGUACGUGUAGUAUUCAAUGCUGGAAUGUAAGCUUGGGUUUUUUUUUUUUGCCAUUGUUUACCUAGUGCCUAGCAUGGGGAUGGAUAUGUUUUAAACUACGCCCAAACUUAAAGCUCCACUAAGACUUCUGGGACAUUCAGCAUAGUAGGUGGUCAAUAAAUGCUUGUUGAUUAAUUCCA
Messenger RNA from Phascolarctos cinereus (koala), 2180 nucleotides. It is a transcript of the gene SUCNR1, whose product is annotated as succinate receptor 1. Gene Ontology annotation, biological process: G protein-coupled receptor signaling pathway. Gene Ontology annotation, cellular component: plasma membrane. The record is from RefSeq and is a predicted model, not a curated record. Gene Ontology annotation, molecular function: G protein-coupled receptor activity. Lineage: Eukaryota; Metazoa; Chordata; Mammalia; Diprotodontia; Phascolarctidae.